AUGGGAAUUGGGAAUUGCAGAUUAUCCGUAACAUUCCAGCCGAUUCUGUUUAUAGAAGUGACUUUAAGCACUCCUCAGAAGCUUGAUAAGGUUCCUCCCGAGAAGCCUACAAACUUGAGCUGCAUUGUGAUUCAGACACAAGUAACAACCUUUAUUCAAAGAUGUUCCUGGGAACGUGGAAGAGAUACAUUAUUGCGCACUAAUUAUUUUUUAAAGUAUAGGUGGCCAACUAAAGUAUAUCCUGAUUGUAUACCUCAAGACAGUAAUAAUUAUUGUACCAUUUCUGAUGUCGUCUUUUUUGUCACCUUGGAAAUGUGGGUAGAAGCCAAAAAUGAACUUGGAGUAGCUGAAUCUGACCACAUUGAAUUUGAUCCCAUAACUUAUGUGAAACCACUGUCUCCACAUAAGCUUUCCGUCAAUUCAGGAGAAUUUCCUAGAAUCUUAAGGCUGUCAUGGGAAAACAGAUUUAAUGAAGCUCAACAAUUACUAAAAUAUAAAAUUCAAUAUAAGAUCUUGAACAGGAAUGAUUGGAAUGAGAUGUUUGAAUUUUAUCCUCUGUUAGGACCAUCUAAAGGACCAGUUCUUUGGCGUAACAUUAAAACAUCUUACUCGACAGGAAAUUGGACAUUAGGCCUUCUUUGGAAGGAGUUGACUCCUUCUGAAGCAAAUGGAGUAAUUUUGAAAUAUGAAGUAUCUAUUUCAGGAAGACCGCCACUUUCUUUUCCAACUAGAUAUUACACUGUGAAUACCACGCAACUGAUUUUAAAUGUACAAAAUGGGACAUACUAUGUGAGCGUUACAGCAUUUAACAAAGUUGGUAAAUCUCCUACAUCAGGUUUGCUUAUUCCAGCAACUAAUUCAAAAGCUCCUGUGAAGAAUAUUGUUGCAUUUCCUGAAGGUGGCAAACUCUGGGUAAAUUGGACAGCUCCCAAAGAGUCAGUUAGUAAAUAUAUAAUUGAAUGGCAAGAAACAUGUAGCAAUUUAAGCUGCCCUACUGAAUGGCAGCAGGAACCUGGCUCAAAACAGAAAACAUUUUUAAAAGUUGUGGCUGUGGACCCUUCGAAAACAGAGUACUUACUAUCAUCUUUAUUAAGUAAUACUUUGUAUGUUGUGCAUAUGACAGCAUACACAGAAAGUGGAGGAACAGCUGGUCCUCAGUUUACAUUUUCUACAAAUAGAUUUGAGGAUGGAGAAAUAGAAGCAAUAGUUGUUCCUAUCUGCAUAGCAUUUCUGCUACUUACUUUAUUGGGUGUAUUAGUUUGCUUCAGCAAACGAGAUACCAUUAAGAAACACAUCUGGCCUAAUGUGCCUGAUCCUUCAAAGAGUGUGAUUGCUCAGUGGUCACCACAGACACCAGCUAAGCAUUUUAAUUCCAAAGAGGAAAUAUAUCCAGAGGGCAGUUUUACUGACGUCAGUGUUGUAGAAAUUGAAGCUGAGGACAAGAAAUCCCUCUCAGAUCAAGAUCUGAAGCCUUUCGACUUGCUUAGGAAAGAGAAGAGUGCCUCAGAAGGUCACAGCAGUGGUAUAGGGGGUUCAUCCUGCAUGUCUUCUCCUCGACAAAGUGUUUCGGAUAGCGAUGAAGGGGAACCUGCUCAGAACACUUCCGGCACUGUGCAGUACUCAACUGUAAUACCCAGUGGCUACCGGGAUCAAAUUCCUUCGGUGCAAGUCUUUGCCAGAUCUGAAUCUACACAGCCUCUCUUAGAUUCAGAAGAGAGGCCAGAGGAUCAACAGAUGCUUGGAAAUGACCACUCAGUGCCCAAGCAGCGCUACUUCAAGCAAAAUAGCAGCUGCGAUGACACAGCCACAGAUUUCGAAAAAGCGAAACAGAUUUCUCCAAUAAGUGAGGAAGAUGCUGCCAGGCUUCCAGCAUCACAAAUGGGUGGAUCUGGCCCAGAAACAGAUGAACAAGGGAAGGACUUAAUAGGUGCAUUUUCUCCUAACCUAAUGGAACAGGCUGGGCAGCUUGAAAAUAACACAGAUAUGGUAACCAAUGAAGAGAUGCCCAAAAGCUACCUUCCGCAGACUGUACGGCAAGGUGGUUAUAUGCCCCAAUGAAAAGACAAUACUGUUAUGCCAUAGCUCUGUUUUUUUUUAAAUUAUGUUUCAGGUGAAAAUCAGGCUCAUCUAUGGAAGAUAAUUUGGACAACAUGAGAUUUGGGAAACUUGAAAAGACUUUUAAAGGAAAAUUUCUAGACUUCUACUGAUUUUUUUCCUUCAAGCACUACAUAUAUUCAAUUUCAGAGAUACGUUUAUUACAUUUCAGUUUUGUCCUGGGCAUUCCACUUUGUUUUUAAUGUAGAAUAUAAAGUUACAUUCAUUUGCAUAAAGACAUAUAGGCCAGGAGUUGAUAAUUGCAAAUAUUUCCCUACAGUUAAGACCAUAAGAGGUUAAAACGUACAUUAUGAAUGCUCCAUUUGUGAUUGUCUGGCACCAACUUUUCAAAAAUAGUGUUUUAAUUACAGUGAGAGUUAUCCAGAAGCAAAUAGUUUACUGCCUAUCUGGCCAAACAUAAUUGCCUCAGACAGAAUAUAAACAUUACAUGGGUUUAGUUAUAGCCCCAAUAAUUAACUAACUAGAAAUGUUUUGUUUGCUUGGGCUCUUUCUCUGACCGUAGCAUGUUACUCAUGUCAAUCAAGGACUGCAUUAAUUGAGUGAAUUAUCAGCUAAUUGAAUCAUGAUUAUGUCAAAAAGUUGACUGGUAAUAUUUCAUGUUGACUUUUGACUGCCAGUAUUUCAUGCCUUUUGUAUCUUGCACUUUGAGCCAUAUCUGCAGAAAUGUAAAUACUACAUUUGGAACUCAAUCCUACAAAGUCAAAUCUCUGUAUAUGCUUAUUUUUAUUACCGUAUCAUAAUUAGAGGCAAUUGUUACUAAAGAGGAAUAUAUACUGUUCUUUUGCUAACUGCUAAAAUGCCAGGUUCUGGUAUUCCUUCCUGUGCAUAAUUAUGAAGGCUGGAAACCACACAGCUGGGUUAUUGAAGACACUAUGCUGAGCCGUGGUCUUUGUUUUGCAGUUCUGUUUCCUCCAACCUAUGAAGACAUUUAUUUCUUGGAAAUAUCAAUUCUUUUGGUUCAUACAAGUUUAUUAAAAACAAAUUUCCACAAUGCAUUAAUAGCCUGAAUGUCUUUUGAUGCAGUCCAGGAACACUAAAAUUGCAUAAGAAUUAAAGAUUAUUUGAUUGUUUUUUAACAAUUUCAGUAUGUAUAUAUACUGAAACUUUAGAGAUCAUCACCUUGAUUACUCUCAUGUUCCUCUUUUUCUUCGGGGGGGGGAUUAUUAUUAGUAAUAGCUGACAUUUAUACAGUAGAGAAGCUGAUAAGUUAUACACCACAAGCUCAAAAUAUAACCACAAAUAUAUUUAAUCAUUUUCAAAGUUUCAAAUAAUCUUAAAUGGCCUUAUUUUACUCUUUUUCUGCAUAUGUCAUUGUAAUAUUUUCAUGUUUGGAAAUGAAGUCAAUGCAAGCCUAGUUAAUCACAGGUUUAUUAUGAUUUGGCUGUUCACAGUUUGCUUUCACUUUGUCAGCAACUCAAAUCAUUUUUUGAAAGCUAACAGUUUAAUGCCUAUUCAUUGAAACUAUUCUACACUGAAUCCUAGAAAAUGAACAGAAAUUGUUCAUUGAUGAAAACGGAAUGAAUUGUAAACAUAAUCCACAAAUCUUGCCAAAUUGUCCUCAAAUCUUUUCCAAGUGUAAUGGAGAAACUUGACUUCCUAUCUUAUGGGGUAGUCAGUCUAUUAUUUUGUAUCUCUUUCCAACAAAUUAAAUGUCACUGCUGCAGGUGAAUACCCUUUUCAGUGUUUUUUAAUCUGUUUAUCUCAAUCCACCAUGUAAGCAAACCAUUUUGAACAUGUUUCCUCUUAAAUAUAGUAAAUAGAAGCCACCAAUUAAUUUUAUAAUUCCUAUAUUCUAAUUGUGGAAUGCACAAAGCGUGCCCAUUAACAUUCUACAAAAGCACCAUUAUCUAAAUUGAGAGAAUGUUAUAUGAUAUGGUGUUAUUCAAAAAACAGAUUACAUCACAACAAUGUAACUUCAAACAUAUAAGAAUGGUGCUCAGAAUUGUAUUACAGUAUUACUUCCUUAUAAUUUCUCCAACCUUUUGACCACCUGUAUUAACCUCAUAGAUUUUUAGGUGGAAAACCUUUGCAUAGUUAAUCCCCACUUACAGUAUACAGUAUAAUAGAGCAUUUUCUCAAGUUCACAAUUACUACUUCAAUCCAGAAAAUAAGUAGAACAUUAUAACUGUCUCAAAAAAAACCCUGCUAGCAAAAAAGGGCUGGUUUGUUUAAAACUGUCAAACUGGCUUAAUUAUUAUUUAAAAAAUGACCUUCAACCCAAGUUUCCCCAAAGAGGCUUUUAAUCUGAGCAAAGCUCAGUGUAUUGGGCUUUGCUUUCUAAAGAUGGAUUCCCCCAUGGAAAAAUUUGAUCAUUGAAGCAGAGACAGCCUUCCUUCAAGACUGGAGUCUUUCUUGAUCUCCAACAGGGAAGACCCAUCAGUCCUCUGACUCCUGCUGGAACAGUAUUUUUUUUCAAACUUGGCAGCUUUCCGAUGAAUGGAAAGCUGGCUGGGGAAUUCUGUGUUGAAGCCCAGUCAACUUAAGGUAGCCAAGCUUGAAAAACAUUGAUAGACUAUCACAGGGGACAUAUUUCAGCAUAAAUAUAUUUUCACAAAUUUGAUUUGUUAGUUAUAUUUUAAGCCUCAAUUUCUUCAUUACUACGAAACAAAUUAAUCCACCUAUCGUGCCAAUUAUUUUUUAAGUUAAACAUUGACUCCAGUGUUGGAACACAAUUAUUUUUGUUGCAAUUUAUAUAUUCUCAUGGUAUGUAGCCCUUAAUUUUACCAUUAUUGUGAACAUCCACUGACGUCGACUUGGUGUUAAAUUCUGCUGAAUAAAAUCCCUCAGAUAAAUUGAAUGUUGGGUUGUUUUAAAACUAUUUGCCUGUGAUUGAAUAAAUUAGGUACAGAAUAACAUUAUAUAGCAUUUUUAACGGAAAUAGUUCAAAGUAAUUCUGUACCUUGGGUUUUUUAAAUACAAUUAAGUAGCAAGGAUUCCAAGUUUAAUUUUAUUGCAUCUGAAGGUAAUUGAUAUGAUUACGAAAGUAUUUGUUUAGUCAGUUAAAUUUAUAAUCAGCUUCCUUGCAUAUCAAGAGGAAUGUUGCUCUUGAUGUCUUAAAUGUGAAGACAGAUUAGUAGGAAAGGAAGAAAAUCCAAGAAAAGUUAUGAUGACUUUUUAAGGGUCUUCUGCUUUUUUGUUCUGACUUUUACCUCAGGUGAA
Protobothrops mucrosquamatus (brown spotted pit viper) is the source of this 5274-nucleotide messenger RNA. RefSeq names its product interleukin-6 receptor subunit beta. Gene Ontology annotation, molecular function: cytokine binding; cytokine receptor activity. Gene Ontology annotation, cellular component: signaling receptor complex; external side of plasma membrane; membrane. Bases 1 to 2058 code for a protein of 685 amino acids. The transcript has 11 exons. NCBI's taxonomy places the organism in Eukaryota, Metazoa, Chordata, Lepidosauria, Squamata, Viperidae. The record is from RefSeq and is a predicted model, not a curated record. Gene Ontology annotation, biological process: cytokine-mediated signaling pathway.